AUGGAAGUUGGCAACAAUUCUUCCGAUAUGUAUAUUAUCAUAGGGGCCAACGCCACUAGUUCUCUAUGGACUUUGUUUGUUGGAUGCAAAGACAUGCCUGCUGCUAUCUUUUUUUAUCUGGUGCUGGAAUUCAUCAAUUUUUUCUUGGGCGCUCCAGCCAAUGUCAUGGUUCUUUGGCUAAUGCACAAAAACAACGGUGACUCCUCCACGUCGGACAUCUUUGUAUGGAAUCUGGCCAUUAUGGAUGCAAUCUUCUGCCUCAUACCACCACUGGAGCUUGCCAGAAUGAUCCAGAGCACCAGCACCAUUGAGUACAUCCUGUCCUUCUUCUAUAACUUGAAGAACUCAUCCUGCUUAUUCCUGACCUGCAUCUGUUUUGAUUACUACAUGGCUGUCAUUCAUCCUGUCAUGUUCACUGCGCUGAAAGACUGCUGGCACCGCACCGUGUGCGCUACCAUCAUAUGGCUCAUCGCCCUAGCCAAUGCGAUAAUUCAGUGUGUGGGAAAUACAUCCGACACGGGAAACGCCUUUACGGUAAUGGUCUUAGGUGCCUUCAUCAUUAUGGUGUUCUGCAACCUUUCCAUUCUCCGGGCCCUCAUGCAGUCUGGCCCAGGCCGGGAUGAGAUGCAUCCAGUCAAGAAAAAAGCCUUCAGGAUGGUCCUCAUCAUCCUGGCCAUUAUUGUCUUCAACUACUUACCUGUAGUGAUCUUCAUUCCAUUUGAGAAUUUCUUUGUCGAGGUUGUGUUUCAGUGUUAUAUUGUUUACACCAUCUUUGGGUUCAUGAACGUAAGCAGUAGCAUUCAGCCAAUGUUGUACUUGUUUAAGGAGAGGUUAUCAAAUGUACCCUGCUGUUGCGGUUGA
Messenger RNA from Scleropages formosus (Asian bonytongue), 861 nucleotides. Its product is annotated as proteinase-activated receptor 3-like. NCBI's taxonomy places the organism in Eukaryota, Metazoa, Chordata, Actinopteri, Osteoglossiformes, Osteoglossidae. The record is from RefSeq and is a predicted model, not a curated record. Gene Ontology annotation, biological process: positive regulation of Rho protein signal transduction; phospholipase C-activating G protein-coupled receptor signaling pathway. The coding region runs from base 1 to 861 and encodes 286 amino acids. Gene Ontology annotation, molecular function: G protein-coupled receptor activity. Gene Ontology annotation, cellular component: plasma membrane. The transcript has a single exon.